AUGUUGACGAGCACCUGCGAAGGUGUUCGGGCAGCUGUGCGGCUCAGGGGAGGCCUGGAGCCGGGCUCAGAGGGCCGGAGCACCGGACACCAUGGCGCUGUGGUCGGUGUUCAGGAGUGGCCCGACGGAUCAAGAUACGAGGGAGAGCUUGUAAACGGCCUAAAACACGGCAAAGGGAGGUACAGAUGGAAAAAUGGAGAGUAUUAUGAAGGCUAUUUCUACAAAGACUACAAGCAUGGGGACGGGUUGUACUGCUGGCCCACAGGUCACAAGUUCAUUGGCAAGUUCUACCUCAACAGAAAGGAGGGAUAUGGCCAACAAAUGUUCCCUGAUGGAGCCACCUUUCAGGGUUUGUACCACACUAACCAGAGGUUUGGUCCAGGUGUGGUUACUUAUCCAGAUGGGCGACAGGAUGUGGGUCUGUGGCUCAAGGAGCGCUUGCUAAGGCUCUGUACGCCUGUAGAAGUAGGCUUUAGUGUGAACAACUUUCCUGAGUACGAUGCCUACAUAGAGCCAUCUGUCAGUACAGAUUUCCUGGAUCAGCCUCAGUCUCUCUCGAGUGGUCUACAUACAAAAAACAAGACAAGCAUUAAGAUGCCUAUAGAUGGCGAUCUGCUGUCAGAUGAGAGCUUUAUCAUUCCCCCCGGCAUGGAGAGUUACUCCACAGAUGGCGACCACUUGCCGCUCCCUCCUGGUCGAAGAAGAGAAUUGGACCAACAUUUUUAUGGCGAGCUGUGGGAUCCAGACUCUCAUUCACACCAAGGUUAUGAGAGGGACCCACUCUCAGCUCUUCCCUUGCAGGCCAGAAUGCAGGCUCAUAUACAUAACAAUAGACUGCAGGCUGAAACUGUGGAUUGGGAUGUGGCAGCUGUUCUCUCUCUGAACAGGGAACGCUUUGGUCCUAAAGGGCCUUUGGAAGUCAGUUCAGAGCUGAUGAUCCAGCACAGCUCACUCGGGGAGCUUCAGGCUGUGGCACAAAUCCUCCAGACUGGUUUAGUCCACCCUGAUGUGGCAGAUUCACGAGGAAACACUGCAAUUAUCGCUGCCACCGUGAACUGCCAUGAUGAUGUGAUCCAUAUGUUGUUGGAUAGAGGUGCUGACAUUGACAAGUUGAGCAGUGAAGGCAUGUCUGCCCUGGCUAUAUGCCAUGUUCUCUACUACCCUUUUCAGUCUCUUCACACAACUUUGUUUGAACCGCCUUCCAAAAGUCGAGCUUUGACGCCUCCAUCUUCAUGUGAGGACAGUCCACAGAUCAGCAAAGUUGAUUUAAUCUCCAUCACACCUUUACCUGACACUGAACUUCAAACCUCAGUCACAUCUGUGAAAGCCCAAUCAAACGUCAGCAUCCAGUCAGAGUCUUCUAAAGAACUAACCGAGCACAUCAUAAAUCACGACAGUAAAGCGUUUGAGAUCCCCUCUGAAAUAGAUGAUUCAAACAUAGUACAAGGAGAGGAUGAGAGGGAGAGCAAAUGCAAUGAAAGAAAAGAGGGCAGCAGAUAUGCUCAAGCAGUGCAAAGGGAAGAACGUGGAGACAAAGACAUGAAAAGCGAAAAGGCGGAAAGUAAUGGGGAGGAUGCUGAGUCUGUUGAAAAAAACAGAAUAGAGUCAACAAAAGACCAAAUGGUGGGUGAGGAGCAAUUUGAGGAAAAUAUGAAGAGCACAAACAAGAGAGAGGAUAGAAGUGGAACUUUGGAAAUUCCUUGUUUGGAGCACUCCAUUGAAACACUGGAUGGCCACGGUGCACAGUUGAAGGAAAUUGGAGUAAAGGCAACAGGAAGAGAAGAGGAAUCACACAACCUGGUAAUCCACAGAACUUCUCCUGAUUUAAUUAACCCUGUGUGGCAGGGAGAAGAAAAAGGAGCGAACCCAAAACAGAACUUUGAUUCUACCUGCUCAGCCAGCAGUUAUAAGAUUCAGGUCUCAGAGGAAGCCAUGCAGCACUCAUCAGAAGCACCGAGUGGCACAGAAACCGCUCAUCAGGAGAGCAAAGUGAUUGCUGUGAAAACUGAUGUGCGUUUGAAAACACUGAAACUUUUACUCGAUCGGGGAGCUGACCCCAACAUGGCCAGGAUCCCCAUGCCUGUCCUCUUUUUUGCCAUCAUGGCUGCUGACGCUCCAGCUGUCCAGAGGCUUCUUCUGUCUGGAGCUCGCACUGACAUCCCCCUUCCAGCAAAGAAAAGAGGCUUGUACCCUCUGCAUGUGGCUGCAGAUCUUCCAGGUCCAGCAGGUCCAAGAAUCACAGAGCUGCUAUUGCACUGUGCCACUGAUCCAGACGUACGGGCAUGUGAUCAGGAUGAGAUUUAUGAGCCAGAUAAGAUUUCCAUCACGGGAAAAGAAACUCUAAGCAACAGUAAGAGGAUAAAUCUUAAAGAGGGAGGUCAGACAGCUCUGCAUGUGGCCUGCCGGAGAGACCAUGACCAUCAGAAUGCCAGUAAAGUGGUGGCCCUCUUGCUCUCCCACAGAGCCAGCACAGACCUCCUCUGGAGUGGACAUUCACCUCUGUCCCUGGCUAUAGCAAGUGGCAAUGAACUUGUACAGCCACCUCCCGCGGUGGAAGAGCUGUUGAAUGGAGGCGCUGAUCCCAACAUCCAGCUGGGCGCCAGGGUGCACAACGCCCUCUGCGCCCUGGUCAACAUCAACUAUUGCUCCGGUGCAGACAGAAUUAGAAUGUUGGACAUGCUAGAUAAGGCUGGUGCAGAUGUCUCAAUGCCAGUUACAGUGGGCAGCGUUGCUGGAAGUGUGGUUGACUAUGCACACUACUCUUUCAGUCAGGACUUUUGCAUGGCCAACGCUCAUGCUUCGAUCAAGAGAGAGAAAGAAACACGGCGGCAGUUGCUGAGCAUGAUGGGAGACCUGCUGAGACGGACCCAUGGCCAGAAGGCGAAAGAGAAUUUAGAGAGACAGCAGCAUCUGACAAGGAAAAGUGCUGGGGCCAAUUCUGCAAAUGGGCCUUUCCCUAGCUGUGAUGGAUUGUCAGAACAAACAGAAAAUAACAUGACAGAGGAGUUUCAAUUCUGCUACCACUGUGGUCGCUCGGUGUUUGUGAAGCUGACCCCUUGUAGCCGUUGCCACAAGGUUUCAUACUGCUCCAAGGCCUGCAAACGCAAAGCAUGGGAAGAGAGACACAAGGAAGAGUGUUUUCGAGUUUUAAGUGGAAAACAGAACUUUUCUCUACCACAGCCACUACCCAACAAGCCAAAACAGCACCAGCCCCCAAAGCUUAACCCUGAAGCACCUGCUGAUGACAUCCCGAAGAAAGUUGCGUACAUUUCCAAACAAACCCACAGGCCCUUGACUAUCAUGAAACCAAAAACCUUGCCUCCGCUAUUAAGUGCUGCAUUCAAAUCUCAAAGGGGACCCAGGCCUUUGGGCAAAACAGAUAAGUUCUUGGAAAUCCAAGUCAACCUAAAGGAAAACUACAGCUACAACUGACGACUCGAAAAAUCAUCAUGCUUUAAAUAGGCUGGUUUUAUCUAUUUACCACAAUAUUGCACUUCCGUUUCCCUCUUGUGUUCCCCUGUGUAUGAGUUGUGGACUGGUAAUAAAUGUCUGUAUUCUCUUGUGUUCACUGCAUUUAGUAGAGCAGACACAAAUAUAGUAUUCCACAUAUCUAAGCUGAAUAUCUUUAUGUGA
Molecule: messenger RNA, 3633 nt
Organism: Menidia menidia (Atlantic silverside)
Lineage: Eukaryota; Metazoa; Chordata; Actinopteri; Atheriniformes; Atherinopsidae
Source: the annotation of a GenBank genome assembly